Ramularia collo-cygni is the source of this 1953-nucleotide messenger RNA. RefSeq lists its product as uncharacterized. Gene Ontology annotation, cellular component: cohesin complex; synaptonemal complex. Gene Ontology annotation, molecular function: chromatin binding; protein binding. Gene Ontology annotation, biological process: synaptonemal complex assembly; mitotic sister chromatid cohesion; replication-born double-strand break repair via sister chromatid exchange. The record is from RefSeq and is a predicted model, not a curated record. The transcript has 6 exons. NCBI's taxonomy places the organism in Eukaryota, Fungi, Ascomycota, Dothideomycetes, Mycosphaerellales, Mycosphaerellaceae. Bases 1 to 1953 code for a protein of 650 amino acids.
AUGUUCUACUCGAACGAGGUUCUCACCUCCCGCAAGUAUGGCGUAGCGACCGUCUGGCUUGUUGCCACAAUGGGCAUCAAAUCGGGAGUGAAGAAAGUCGGACGCAAAGCCAUCCUCGACGUGGACGUGUCAAAGGCAUGCUCCACCGUUCUCGCCCCAGAGUCUCCUAUGGCUCUUCGCCUCCAGAGCAAUCUGCUAUUUGGCAUUACAAAGGUCUAUGAGCAGCAGUGCGGAUAUGUCCUGUCAGAUGUCGAAUCAGCCCGCAAUAUCAUGCGUGCCAUGUUGAAGGCAAAUCACCAGGAAAACAUGCUACAGCCGGAGGGUAAGAAGCAGGCCAAACCCGACCUGCUACAAGACGACCCAGCCUUUAUGCCUGGCCUUGACUUGAUGAAUAUGAACCUGGGCAACCUGAACUUCGACCAAUUGAACAUCGAUAGCACCAUCCUGCACGAAGACUCGCAGUCCACACUCUCUCCACACAGCUCUCAGGCGACGAAUGCGUCGCAGCACUCCAUCGGAGGGCUCAUGCUACCACCGUCUGCCAGCUCAUUCCUUGGCGGGCCUGUCAAUGGUAGUGACUUGUUUGGUCUUCGUGGCAAUUCCGAAUCUGGCACAAACUUAAAGCCAGCACGCAUGCUGGAAGAUGACCUCUUCGUUGUUGGCGAAGAUGGCACGAUGAACUUUGACGAUCUACCUAUUCGCCAGUCACCUGCUGGAGUGAAAAGUACCGUACGUUCGGAGAGCAGAGAUCAGGGCAAUGGAGAUGCUGAUGCCAAUGUCCACAUGUCUGAUCACGCCAUCGACGACGGCUUCGUGCCUCUACAAKACGAUAUUGAAGUCGCGAUGCCAGAAGCGAUGCCAGAAGCAGCUGAGCUUCAACACGAGACCAGCUCCGAGACAGCAACUGCACCUUUACGCCGACAGAGAGUUCACAAAGUGCCCAUUGUUCCCAUCGACUCCACGAUCCAGCUGUCCAAUCGAGAGUUGUCCUUGAGAGAUAAAUCCUACCUGGCCAACAUGCGGGUGGCUGGUCAGAACAAGCAAAAGACCAAAUUGGCUGUCAUCGCAAAGAAGAAUGCAGAGUACUGGGUUCUAGGGGACAGCAAUUUUCUUGGUCAGGGGAUGCGUGGACCUUUGGACAUGUUCACAGGAGCCCGCCUAUUCGAAGCCUUCACGGGAAUCCAGUUAGAACCCGGCAGCAAGAAGCGUGCGCUGGAUGAUGGCGAUGCCUUGUCCCAGACUGGUCGCCGGGUCCGUUCCCGUGGAGAAGAAUCCCCUGACGAGAUUGCUCGCGGCAUGUCCGACGAUAAUCUUCUCCUCAUGGGCGACGACACAAUCGAACAAGGCCGAGAAGCCCCAACACCACUCGACGAGCGCCAAGCAUCUAGCAUCUUCCCCUGGAACCAAAGCGCUGGAUCCCGUAGACUCACAGAUGCCCACGCCACCUCAGCUUCCGUAGCAGCAACUCAACUCGACAAAGCUCUUCGUCGCGGAACUCGUCUCGUAUCCGCAUCCCCACUCACAGGCCGCGGUGUCGUUGGCGCUGAAAUCGACGAUCUUCAACUAGAUCCCGAAUCCGACUAUGCCAUGGGUGGCGGAGACAUUACCAAUCAUGAAGAAUUCGAACUCUUCGGCCCUGCCGCACAAGUCGAUACUCAAACGGCCGAACAAUCCCAGUGGCAGCGUGCUACACUGGUUGGGGAGAGUGCUAACUUUCUUGAUUUCGUUCGCACCGCGAUCGAGAAUGCUGACGGGCAUCGCGUCAUGUCUGAUGACGAACAUGAAGAAUUGGGCGGCAGUGUGGAUUUCGAGACUCUGCUGCCACCGCAUCAGAGUCAGAUCGUGGCUGCACAGGCGUUCUUACACAUUCUUACACUGGGGACGAAGCAGAUGAUUCGGGUUGAUCAGGGGGAGUGUUUUGGUCCGAUUACGAUGCGGAUGGGCGUUGUUUGA